AUGGUUGUUUCAGAUGAAGAGUUUGCUGUUGAGGAACAGGUUCUGUUAAGUCGGCAGAUUAGUUCAGAUGUGGAAGUAGUCAGUGAAGGACAUGAAAAGCUAAUGUUUAACCCUCUCUGUGAAAAUACUUGUCAAAGUUUGUGUACCAAAUUAAAUAUAGAGCAUGAAAGUGUAAAUAGCUCUGCGUCUAGUCGUGUCGGUGAAUUAGGCGUUCCGUGCCAAAAUAGAGACAUAGUUGCUGAUGGUAGCUGCUAUUUUAGGGCCGUUUCUCAGGCAGUGAGUGGCACACAAAAGCAUCACAUCAAAAUUAGGAGAGCGGUUGUUAAAUAUUUAAUGAAAAAUGAUUUGAAAUAUCAAAGUAGUUUGAGAGAAGGUUAUUCCUCUGUGGCAGAUUAUGUAGACAAAUCAAAAAUGCGUUACGUUAGCAGCUGGGCGACAGAAUUAGAAAUACAAGCCACAGCAGAUUUAUUAGCUAUUAAUGUGUUUACAUUUAUUGGUGGUCGUUGGCUAAAGUAUGGAUGCAGUAGCAGUUGUGUGUCAGAAAAAUCCAUUUAUUUAGAAAACUGCCUUGGUAAUCAUUAUGAAACUGUAGUUUGCGUUAAAGAACCUAAACUAGAAAGUUGUUAUGAGUACUGUAAAGUAAAGUUUUCAGAAGCGUGUCGUACUAGAUUGUCAGGCAAAGAUUUAAUUAGAGAUGUUUCAUCCGAAAGUGACACAACAGUUAGCAAAAAUGAUAUAGAGCGCGGUUUAUGUAUUUCUAAAUAUAAUAAAGUAAUGAGAAGAACCCAAAUUAGGAAUAUAAAUAAAAGAAAAUAUGCAAUAGAUGCACAUCACCGCCAAAACCUGAAGGAGCAAAGGAAACUAAAAUAUGCACUAGAUGCGCGUCAUCGUGAAAAUGUGAAAGACCAAAGCAAAAUAAAAUAUGCAAAAGAUGCGCGUCACCGUGAAAAUGUUAAAGACCAAAGCAAAAUAAAAUAUGCAAUAGAUGCGCUUCACCGUGAAAAUGUUAAAGAUCAAAGCAAAGUAAAAUAUGCAAAUAGAUGCGCUUCACCGUGAAAAU
Melanotaenia boesemani (Boeseman's rainbowfish) is the source of this 1060-nucleotide messenger RNA. RefSeq names its product OTU domain-containing protein 4-like. The record is from RefSeq and is a predicted model, not a curated record. Bases 1 to 1056 code for a protein of 351 amino acids. The transcript has a single exon. NCBI's taxonomy places the organism in Eukaryota, Metazoa, Chordata, Actinopteri, Atheriniformes, Melanotaeniidae. Gene Ontology annotation, molecular function: cysteine-type deubiquitinase activity. Gene Ontology annotation, biological process: protein deubiquitination.